AUGUAUGCUCCAAUGAGAGCAGUUACUUUUGAGGAAGAUGGCAGGGACCCGAACAUCUGGUUUCUUAAUCAUAACUAUCAUGAAUCAAUGGAGCAUGUUGUAGGUUGGUAUAGCACUGGCCCAAAACUGAAAGAGAAUGACCUAAAUAUUCAUGAACUUUUUAACGGAGGAGGUUUCAUUUUCUUUCUGUAUAAAGAGAAUGACCCAAAACUGAUUUGGUUGAGAAGUACAUGGAGGAGCUGGCCCAACUCGAGACCUAAAUAUUAUCACGCUCUGUCGUCCGAGCUUCCCAUGUUUGUUCGACUUUUUCACUAUUAUUCUGGUAAAGAAAGAAAAAACGAAACUAGAUAA
Molecule: messenger RNA, 351 nt
Organism: Striga asiatica
Lineage: Eukaryota; Viridiplantae; Streptophyta; Magnoliopsida; Lamiales; Orobanchaceae
Source: the annotation of a GenBank genome assembly